UCCAAGAUGGCUCCUCUGAAUGCCUCGGUCCCAUAGCAAUUUGAGGAUGCAAGUAGCUACUAAAAAACAACUUUUCCCAGGCCAUCACACCUCCUUUAACUCAAAUUGCAUGGUGCGGGUGAGCUCCUUACGCAUGUACAGACUCUAAGCAGCCGCUGCAGCGUCGUGAAACAUUCUUCAAGUCAUCAAUUUGGAGUAGUUUCGCGAAAAGCUCGCGCUGUCUGUCCGGAGAGAGGUUUAGGCAGGCAGCUCAUCCAAAUGGCCGAACCGAGAAAAGUACAAUUUGUCACCCUCUCGACCUUCGCAGCUGGAUUAGCAACGGAUUCUAGGAAACGCCGCUUGGAGGAUGCGGCCGACAUCAACUUUGAUGGAGACGGGGAGGUCGACGCGACAGCGACCGGGGCAGAUGGUGGCAGUGGUCGUUUCGGCAAAACUGGCAACAGGGACGCGACAGAAGCGAAAAAGAUUACAGUGCGAUUGGAUCUGUCUCUGUCGGAGCCCAAUGACCAGUCGUCGGUAGAGUUUAAUUACGGGGAACUCAUUAAAAAUCUCCAGGUUAAGAGCAAGCCCCCCAUCGAGCCCCCCACCCCUGUGAUCGACCCCAAUGACCCCUUCAAUGACGACGAGACGGACCGGCUGAAGAUGGAGUCAAUGGCCAAAAAGUUUGAAAACAAAUAUGGCAACACUGGGAAGAAGAGGAAGGAUCGGAUGCAGGACCUGAUCGACAUCGGCUUUGGCUACGACGAGACUGACCCCUUCAUAGACAACUCGGAGGCUUAUGACGAGCUGGUGCCAGCUUCCCUGACCACCAAGCUGGGCGGGUUCUACAUCAACACGGGUACCCUGCAGUUCAGAGCCGCCUCGGAGUCCGAAGGGGAGGAGGGGAACAAGCUGAACGACGGCACCGAGCAGGAGAUCCAGCGGCGGAAGAAGACGGCGGGAGACGUGGCCGAGGAGAGUAAACCCAGGAAGAACAGAGUGCCGAAGCAGGGGGUGAUGGCUCUGGGCCUCCACCGGCCCGAGAAGAAGAAGAGGAAGAAGCUGAUGAAGGACUCCCUGUGCCUGGCGGCCAUGAUCCGCCGCUUUAACCGCGAGAAGGACGAGAUGAGGAAGAGGAACCCCUCUGCUCAUCACACCCCGUCCUCCGCCCACCCCCACCCCCACCCCCACCUCGCCGCCAAGCCCAACCACUCGCUGGCCUCGGCCGCCGCCGCCUCGGCAAACGCCGCCCAUCUCCACGGCAACGCAGCCCCCGGCGACCUCUCGCUGGCGGACCUCACCGCCGACCCGGCCGUGAUGUCCCUGCUGGGCUCGGCCAAUGAGAAGGAGCUGCAGGACCUCCUGGGAGACCUGGACUUCGGCCUCCUGGACGCCGCUCCGCAGCACGCCGGGGCCAGGGAGAACGGCCUCAUUGGAGUCGGCGGCUCCAAGGCUCCGGGGGCCGGGGGAGGAGGCCUGGGGGCGGGCCCGGGGCGGGGGCUGAGCGGCGGGGGGGGCGUGUUCUCUCCGCCCCCGCUACCUGAAGGACUUCCUGCGCCGCUCAUCAAACGCAUCGAGGACCUCAGAGGGGCUUCUCGUCAGUUCGACCAGGAGGGCAGGAAGAAGUUCUUCACGCUGGACAUGAACAACAUCCUGCUUGACAUUGAGCUCCAGGUGCAGGAGCAGCCUCCCGAGGUGCGCUCCGCCAUCUAUUCCCACAUGGAGGCCUUUGUUCCCUGCAACAAGGAGGCCCUGCUGAAGCGUCUGAAGAAGCUCACGCUCAACAUACAGGACGACCGCCUGCGGACGCCACUGCUCAAGCUGAAGCUGGCCGUGUGCAGCGUGAUGCCGGAGCAGAUCGCCAGAUACAACAUGGACUGCAUGGCCAAGGUUGCCAAGCAGCAGUCUGAGGAGGUGGAGAGGAACGGAUCCGAGGACGAGGACGAGGAGAAGCCUGGCAAGAGGGUGAUGGGACCCCGCAAGAAGUUCAUCUGGGAAGACAAGCUCAGGAACCUUCUUUGCAGCCUGGUGCGUGUGAAGCUAAGCUGCUACGAGCUGGAGAAGCCUUCCCAGCUCUCUGUAGAGGACUACCUCAAGGCCUUCAUGGAGAACGAGGUCAAACCACUGUGGCCUAAGGGCUGGAUGCAGGCCAGGAUUCUGUUGAAGGAGAGCCGUACGGUGCACAGUCACCUCACUGGAAACCUAGUGAAGAGGAGAGUGCUGUCAGGGCCCAGGGCCAAAGCCAAGGAGGGCCUUUGGAUCCAGAACCCCGCCUUCCCCAUGACCUCCGCCCCGGGGGCCUCCACCUCGCUGACCCCCCCCGCCGGCCGCCGGCCGCCCAUGCCCUCCUCGGCCGAGCCCAUCUGCCUGUCGGACUCCCUGGACGAGGACCUGUCGGCGCCCACCCUGGACUCCAUCUCCCACGCGCUGGCCCUGCUGGGCGGCGCCUCCAAGGGCCUGCUGGGGCCCCUGCAGCUCCCCGCCUCCUCCUACCUCCCCUUCUCCUCCUCCGCCGCCGCCGCCGCCGCCGCCGCGCCGCAACAUUCCCUGGUCAAGAUGGAGUCGGCCGCGCCGGUCGGCGGCCCCUCCUCCUCCGCCGCCGCCGCCCACAACCCUUCCUCCUCCUCGUCUACCUCCUCCUCUGGCUCCUCCCCCUCGGCCUCGGCUCUGGGCCGGCUGCAGGGGGGCGGGGCCUCGCUGCCGCCCAAGCCCGGCGACGGCUCCUACGGCGCCAUGAAGCUACCCUCGGGGGCCCCCGGCCAGGGCCAGCACCAGAGGCUCGUCACCGUGGCGACCGCGGCGCACAGCAGGCCCAGUGUGAUGAUGGGCGGCGUCAACAAGCUCCACCCCCAGCCCUCCCCCUCCCCUCCUAAACAGCGGCCCCCGCCCACCUCGUCCCCCCUCCUGCCCCCGCACCAGAAGGGCUACUCGGGCCCCGCAGGACCCCUCGGCGGGGCCCAGGGCAUGGCCAAAAGCGGCGCCAAACCCCCCGCUGUCAGCAGCAGUAGCAACGGGGGCUCCAUGGGCGGCGGCGGCAUGCUCCCCCCGCCCCGCUCCAGCCCCCUCUCCCUCCCCCGGCCCACCCUGCAGUCCUACUGCCCCGCGGUCUCCUCGGCCUCCUCCGCCCACCCCCCCAGCCCCUCACUCUCCUCCCACUCUGCCCUCGCCAAGCCCCACCCCCACCCCCACCCCCACCCCCAGCCCCAGCACCACCAGUCCAACUUCAUCACCCCCAUGCAGGCCACGCUCACCAAGUCCUCCCACAGCAGCACCUCCUCCUCCAUCAUCAAGCUCACCCCCCGGCCGCCGGGGCCCAGCCCGGCCCCCCCCCCUUCCUCCUCCUCCUCCUCCUCCUCCCUCUCCCUCUCCCUCUCCCAGCCGCAGAUCCUCUCCGCCCAGCAGCACCAGUUCUCCCAGAAAGCUCAGGGAUUCCGCCCCCCCUACUGCCUCCCAGCGGGGGUCCAGGCGAAGCUGGGCCAGGCGAGCUACAGCUUUGCCGGGGGCCAGAAGACCCAGGCGAUCAGCGUUAGCGGCGGUAGCAUCACCACCGCUAGCCCCAGCAACAAGAUCAACAACAAUAACAGCAUGGUAGCUAUGACGGCCGGCUCCAUCCGCCCCGGCAACAGCCCCUCCCCGUCGUCGUCGUCGUCGUCUUCUUCGGUUUCGGCCAAUCACGGACAGCGGCAGAGGACUGGGGGCGGGGCCGGCCAGGGCUCCAAGGCAGGAAAUGGACGGGUCGUUUCUGGAACACCCAGCCCCUCCCACUUGGCCCAGGUGUCGUCGGUGGCUGGUGGCGGCCUGGUGGGCAGCCCCCCCACGCUGCCCCUGGGGUACGGCAUGCUGGGAGGACUGGUCCCAGUGUCGCUGCCCUUCCAGUUCCCCUCUCUGCUCAACUUCAGUGCCCCACCCGGCGUGCCCGGGGGCCUGGGCGGGGCCCCCAACUCAGGAUUCUCCCUCACACAGAACGAGCUGCUGGAACUGUAUAAGUCUCUCCAGUCCGGCUCACAGGCUGCUCUCCCUCCACACUUGCAACUUGCUUUCUCAGAUGCGAACCAAAACCAGGCGAGCGACAUGAAGAGGAAGUCCCACUGACCACUCGUCCACACCGGAUCCAGCCCCCUGCUGGUAGACAUCACAGGUGUCCACCAAUGGGAGCCGGCCCUCCGCUGGGUGACAUCACAGGUGUCCACCAAUGGGAGCCGGCCAGCCGCUGGGUGACAUCACAGGUGUCCACCAAUGGGAGCCGGCCAGCCGCUGGGAUGGACUGGUUUAUCUAGUUGUACACUGACCCUUCAUCUUGGACCUAGGAGCAAGCAUCGGUAUAAUCUCACUAUCAAGGACAAUGAUGGACAAGACCUAAUUUAAGCCUUUUUUUUAUUUUGUUAUGUUUAUCCAGUAGAGCGGCAAGAAAGAAACUAAUAAUUUGAAAAGAAAAAAAGGUCUUGUUCAGCCUUUUUUUUUUUUUUUUUUUUUUUGUCGACAUGUUUACAUAUGAAUCGACCUUGAUCACUGUGGCAUAAGAUUGUGAGCUAGGCGGCAGACUAGUCGUACGCUACGUAAUAUUACUUGUAUUUAAGCUUCUGUGGAAUUACGGGAUUCUUUAUGUUCUUGCAGUAAAAGACAAAAAAAUGAAAUGGAGAAAAAAUAGACGGUUGUUUUUUUUCCCCCUCAUGUCCCUGAUGUGGAGCAAACUGUUUAAGUUUGUAGAAAUGUACUGUUGGAUGUCACUUCUGCUCCUACAAAUGACUGUUAAGUUGUUAUAUGAUCUUAUAUAUUAAUAUUAUUGAUAAAUUAUUUGUAAUUUACACAGGGACAUAAUAUGUGUGUUUAUGUGAGCGCGUUUGUGUGUGUGAGUGAGAUCAAAGUGUGUGUGUGCGUGUGUGUGUGUGUGUGUACACAAGAGAUAGAUUUGUGUGUUUGUGUACAUAUAGGCAAUAUUAUGUAUUUUCUUUUUAUGGGAGUGGGUGAGAAAGUGUAUCCCCUCUCGCUAUGGGCGAGUCUGGCCUGGGCCUGGCUCCCUUGCGCCCCCGGUGCUGUUAGUCACACUGGACCCUUCCUGGACACAACCAAGACUUGAAUAGAAACGUAGAACCCUGAUUUGGACAGAUGGGCUCGAGUAUUAGGCUGGUAUUUUUAGUGUACUUGAAUUUUCUUUUUUUUGGGGGGGGGUUGGGUUGGGGUGCGUAAUGUAUGAUCUUUUUGUUCUCUGCUAAUCAAGUUAAUCUUCUCAAAUGUCAAUGUAACACGACGCCUUAGUUUGUUCAAAUGGUAAACCGUUCAAAUACUAUGCAGGACUGUAAAACGCUCCUCAAUGCAAAAGUGCAAGUUGUUGCCUGGCUUUCAACCUCUCUACUCAACUGUCAGUGUGUUUCUGGGAGUCGUCUGUUCCCACGAGACUCCUCACGCCACCGCUAAAUACCUCUGUUAACUAACCUGUUCUUCCUGCGUCCAUUUCUUACCACACCUGCGUUUUUUUGGAUUACCUUUUUAUUCUUUCAAGGAAAAUUUGGAAAUUUCGAGGUCAGAAAGUAAAACAGUCUGUUUGCCUGUUCUCCUUGACAGUUUGUGUGUUUGUUGUACUAAUGUUCUAAUAAGGAAGUCUGUAUAGUUGACUGUAAACACCGGGAGGACUUUUACUUUGUGAACCCGAAAGCUCCCCUAAGUAGUUGACUCCGUUCCACUGCGGGACUUUUUUCCACUCCACAUUAAAAGUGUGUGGUUGACUGACUAACUACUAAGAAUGGCGCCAAAGAUUGUUCCCUUGCUAGUUUGAAUGAAGGGUGUGUCAUGGUCAGCUGUGUGUAUGUCUGUAUGUGUGUGUACUUAAUUUAACGUUGUCAAAAUGUAGCCAAUGAGUGUUAUUGUCUGGUCGGGUCAGGUUGUCAUGAGCGGUUUUAUUGGAGCAGCGGGUGACGUCCUUUGUUUUGGGGGGAGGGGGGGAUUUCACAGUAACUUAAUUUGGUAUUUUUGUAGAUUAUUUUUUGUGUGUCAAUUAUUAAAUUAAAAGAAAAACGGGUGUUUUUUAAUUGGAAAGAAUUUACUUCAGUGAUAUUUGCAUAUUUUGGUCAUUUCUUGUCUAGGCGAGUUUAUUAGCCAAACUUCAAACUGAACAGAGGUUACCAAAGAAACAUUCGGUAAUGUUAGAUUAAUACCAUCCUAAGGUUGAUUACUCAAUCCCCUCUGUUCUGUAGGUCUAAUGAGGGCAUAUAUUUAUUAUGGGUGUGCAUCUCUCCUUUAUAGGACGAAUAAUUUUCGAAAAAUCGGAUCGCUCUAAAAAUAUAUGUAUUUCGACCAACCAGAUGACUCAAAAUAUAUUUGACUUAUCGGUUCACUAAAAAAUAUAUAUUUAUACAUUAGCCCAUGCAAUUUUUUUCAAGGGAUCUGAUUGGUCAAAAAACCUUUUGUUUUCAACCAAUUAGAUCGCUCGAAAUAUAUAUAUUCUUUCAACCAAUUCGGCCAGUAUUGAUGUAGUCGCAUCUUUGUUAAUCCAACCGCUUACCGAUUUGUAUCGGUGAAUCGUUACACCAGCCGUAUUUAUAUGUGGGUGCCCGGUUCUCAUACGGUCUACGGCAAGAGAUCUUUUGAUAAAACAGAAGUUAUGAACAGUUGAAGUAAAUUCAUGAAUUUGGUUCUAGACUAGGGUAUGCUCUUCCUACAGGUUUCUCCUGAGCCAGUAGGGAAUCGGAUUCAGUCCAAGGCGGAUGAACGUAAAAGACUUCACAACAAAGCGUGUAUGUUUUGAAGAUUAGUAAGAAUCAGACCAUGGAACCAUUUUGCCAAUAAAAUCCUUAAGGAUUCCUAGGACCAAAUGAAGAAAAAACACUGGCUACAAUGAAUAUGCUUUAUUUUCCUUAAAAAACGCCAUCUAGAAAUACAGGAAUACAAGAAAUAAUAUAGGGUACGGGGUGCUGUCAAAUGUAUUUGUAGUGAAUUGUAAAUCUAAAGAAAAUAAUAAAAUCAAAACAAGUUAACUACUUACUAGAUGUUAAAGCUUGAAACCAACACAUGCAGGGCUCAUUUCCCCAACGCAAUUAUUAUCUCCCCCUGCCUCAGUGAGUUAACGGGGAGGGGUGUUAAGUGCCAACAUAGAGAUAAUGAACGCAUCAGGCCCACAAUGGCAUUGAUAUAAUACUGAGUUUUCUGAGAGCUCACCCUGCCCAGCAUAGGUAGCACUGGCUAUGAUAUGGCCGACCACUAACACGCAAUAAAAACAGCAACCAAAGGGUAGUAGUAUACAAGGUUUCAUUAGCUCGUUGGUACAUCCCGUUGGGGGCCGUGAUGACCACAGGUCCCUUCCCCUGCUCGCUGAUGCCCUCGCUCAGUGUCUGAAGGCACUUCCUGAGGCCACCUACCCACCGUCAUCCCAGUGUUGCUGCAGUGCCAAUGCUUCAUA
Messenger RNA from Gadus chalcogrammus (walleye pollock), 7372 nucleotides. It is a transcript of the gene ubn2a, whose product is annotated as ubinuclein 2a. The record is from RefSeq and is a predicted model, not a curated record. The transcript has 17 exons. The coding region runs from base 259 to 4071 and encodes 1270 amino acids. Lineage: Eukaryota; Metazoa; Chordata; Actinopteri; Gadiformes; Gadidae. Gene Ontology annotation, cellular component: nucleus.